UGUUGUUUACAGCGUUGAUUCCACGGAGGAGAGAGCGACAGCAUUGAAGGCUGGAUUGUAGUGUGGCCACGGAGUAACGCUUCGGAGACCGAAAAAGGCAAAAACAGAUCUGUAUUCACCUUGCUGGCUUUAACGAAUGUGUUUGAUGUUCGUGUAAAAUCCAUCGGAUAUCUGUAAGCUCAAAAUCGUCAUUCCUGCGUGGCAAAACGGACACCGUUUUCAACUGCAACGCAGACCGACUGUGAGCGAGAGAGAAGACAGACAGAGAGAGGGAGGGAGAGGGAAAACAGGGGGUGCAGCUGGUGAAACCAUUUUUGUCCCGGCGGAUAUUUUGGAUCGAGGACCGUUGAAGAGGUUCAUUGGACGAAGAAGUAGCAUUUUCAUUCAUUUAUUAAAACCAGCCUUACUAUAGAAACCCCGGACCUGGCUUCUAAUUGUCUUCCACGUCCAAAAAAUCAAAACUGGUUUUAAGGAAAAUUGCGGAUGCAUGCAUUUGGGUCUGUUUUUCGGUCUGCUGCUGAAGAACGGUGGCUAGUUCGCUAGCUAUCAAGCUAGCUGAGUGUGCUUCUUCUCUGGUUUCUUAAGAAAUGGAGGCUGAAGAUGCGGAUUGCUAUCAGCCGAGUGAAAUCUGUGACUCGUGUGUUUUGAUAGCCACCCAAACAUCAUUUUAUCGCUGGCAAAAAUAACAAAACGUUUUAAAGUUUUUAUUUUUUAAAACAUACACAAAUUUUCCUCCUCAAAGAGGGGAAAACAUACUGGGCAGAGCUCACCCAGUGCUCAAGGCUAAACGCAAGUCCGCAUUACAGAAAAUUUGGCUAGCAGGCACAUCUUGACCAGUCGAAGGAGUCGCCAGCUAGCUGUCCGGCUAUAGUAGCUAGCUAACAGCCUAUCCAGCUAGCUAACGUUAGCCAUUUAGGUAUUUAUGCAUUUUUGGGUUUGUUAAAUCCACAGGGAAGUUUUUUUCCUGUUUAAUACGUUACGGCUUCAUUUUGGGGAGAAGACUACUGCAUUUAUUUGGAGAGGGAAUUCAUUUAACAGGAAUGAGGUCUGGAGGAGCAAAGGAUAAUUUGACCUUGUUUUGGGGUCUGCUGCUGUCAGUCUCUACGAUCUACUUGUGGCCCGCUAAUGGAGAAAUCUGCGGUCCGAGCAUCGACAUCCGGAAUGACAUCAGCGAGUUCAAGCGGCUGGAGAACUGCACGGUGGUGGAGGGCUACCUGCAGAUCCUGCUCAUCGGCGACAAGACCAGCAACCUCAACCAGGAGGUGUUCCGCACGCUCAGCUUCCCCAAGCUGACCAUGGUGACGGACUACCUGCUCCUGUUCCGCGUCUCGGGCCUGGACAGCCUCAGCACGCUCUUCCCCAGCCUGUCCGUCAUCCGCGGGCGCACCCUCUUCUACAACUACGCCCUGGUGAUCUUCGAGAUGACCAGCCUGAAGGACAUCGGCCUCCACAGCCUGCGCAACAUCACGCGCGGCGCCAUCCGCAUCGAGAAGAACCCCGAGCUCUGCUACCUGGACUCGGUGGACUGGUCGCGCAUCAUGGACUCGGAGUCCAACAACUUCAUCGCCGGGAACAAGCAGUCCAAGGAGUGCGGGGACCUGUGCCCGGGGGUGAUGGAGGACAACCGCUCGUGCAUGAAGACCAGCUUCAACGACAACUACAGCUUCCGCUGCUGGAACUCCAACCACUGCCAGGAAGUGUGCCCGGAGCAUUGUGGGAAGCGUGCGUGCACGGAGGCGGGCGAGUGCUGCCACGCGCAGUGCCUGGGCGGCUGCGCGGAGCCCGGCAGCGACGCGGCGUGCGCCGCCUGCGUGCACUACUUCCACGAGGGCCGCUGCGUGACGGACUGCCCGCCGGGCACCUUCCGCUUCGAGGGCUGGCGCUGCAUCACCGAGGACCUGUGCUCCCGCGUGCACCUGCCCAACGACUUCGACCGCUUCGUCAUCCACGGGGGCGAGUGCGUGCCCGACUGCCCCUCGGGCUUCACCCGGCAGGACAGCCACAGCAUGUUCUGCAGUGCCUGCGACGGACUCUGUGACAAGAUCUGCUACGGAAAGACCAUCGACUCGGUGGACGCCGCCCAGUCCCUGAAGGGCUGCACCGUCAUCAAGGGCAACCUCCAAAUCAACAUCCGCCGGGGCAACAACAUCGCCUCGGAGCUGGAGAGCUUCAUGGGCCUGAUCCAGACGGUGACGGGGUACGUCCGGAUCCGAUACUCCCACACCCUGGGGUCCCUGUCCUUCCUCAAGAGCCUGCGCCGCAUCCACGGGGAGGAGCUGCUGGAGGGGUUGUACUCGUUCACGGCGUUGGACAACCAGAACCUGCAGUUCCUGUGGGACUGGACCCAGCACAACCUGACCAUCGACGCGGGGAAGCUCUUCUUCCGCUUCAACCCCAAGCUCUGCAUCUCCGAGAUCCGCACUAUGUGGGAGAAGACGGGAAUCACCGAGAAGUUCCCGGAGCAAGAAUUCCGCCACAACGGGGACCGAGCCAGCUGCGAGAGCCACACCCUGAAGUUCAAGUCCAACAGCACCAUGAGCAACAGGAUCAAGCUCACCUGGGAGCGCUAUCGGCCCCCAGACUACAGGGACCUCAUCAGCUUCAUCGUGUACUAUAAGGAAGCACCCUUCCAGAACAUCACGGAGUUCGACGGGCAGGACGGCUGCGGCUCCAACAGCUGGAACAUGGUGGACGUGGACCUGCCGCAGGACAAGAGCAUGGACCCCGGGGUCCUGCUGUCCCCGCUCAAGCCCUGGACCCAGUACGCCGUGUUUGUCAAGGCCAUCACCCUGGUGGUGGAGGACAAGCACAUCCUGGGAGCCAAGAGCGAAGUGGUCUACAUCCGCACCAAACCCUCAGAGCCCACCAUGCCCCAGGACGUUCGCGCGUACUCAAACUCCUCCUCCAAGCUGCUGGUCAAGUGGUCACGCCCCGUCUCCCCCAACGGGAACCUCACCUACUACCUGGUGCGUUGGCAGCAGCAGCCCGAAGACCGGGACCUGUACCAACACAACUACUGCUCUAAAGAGCUGAAGAUUCCCAUCCGGAUUUCGGCCACGGAGGUGGUGGACAUGGAGGAGGACACCAAGCCCACCAAGUCGGACCCCGGCGGGACGGACAAAGGCCCCUGCUGCCCCUGCCCCAAGUCCGCCGACGACCUGAAGGCCGAGGCGGAGGACGCCUCGUACCGGAAGGUGUUCGAGAACUUCCUGCACAACGCGAUCUUCACCCCAAGGCCCCCGGACCGCCGCCGCCGGGACGUCUUCGGGGCGGCCAACGGCACCCUGCUGCACGGCGCGGGGGUGAACGGCACCGAGCCGGACGGGAACGGGACGGACGGGGAGCCGGUGGAGCGGGAGUACCCGUUCCAGGAGACCAUGGUGAGCGGGCGGGAGUGGACGGAGAUCUCGCACCUGCAGGCCUUCUCCGUGUACCGCAUCGACAUCCACGCCUGCAACCAGGAGGUCAAGCACUGCAGUGCCGCCGCCUUCCGCUUCUCCAGGACCAAACACGCAGACAAAGCGGACGACAUUCCGGGCGUGGUGACCUGGGAGCGGGUGGACGGGGCGGAGGGCUCGGUGUUCCUGAAGUGGCCCCAGCCCGUCAAUCCCAACGGCCUGAUCCUGAUGUACGAGAUCAAGUUCCACCUCAGCAACGAGCCGGAGAAGCACGAAUGCGUAUCCCGGCAACAGUACCGGGAACACGGAGGGGCCAAACUGAGCAUCCUGGGGCACGGGAACUACUCCGUCCGGAUCCGAGCCACCUCGCUCGCCGGAAACGGGUCCUGGACCGAGUCGGCGUCCUUCUACGUCCCCCCGCCCAAACCAGCCAAUGACAGCUUCCUGUACCUGAUGAUCAGCAUUCCCAUCGUGGUGCUGCUCAUCAUCGCCAGCCUGGUGGCCGCGCUCAUAGUGGUCAACAAGAAGAGGAACAAUGACCGGCUGGGGAACGGGGUUCUGUACGCCUCGGUGAACCCGGAGUACUUCAGCGCUGCGGAGAUGUACGUGCCGGAUGAGUGGGAGGUUCCGCGGGAGAAGAUCACUCUGUCUCGGGAGCUGGGCCAGGGCUCGUUCGGCAUGGUGUACGAGGGCAUCGCCAAGGGCGUGGUCAAGGACGAGCCCGAGACGCGCGUGGCCAUCAAGACCGUCAACGAGUCGGCCAGCAUGCGCGAGCGCAUCGAGUUCCUCAACGAGGCGUCCGUCAUGAAGGAGUUCAACUGCCACCACGUGGUGCGUCUGCUGGGCGUGGUUUCGCAGGGUCAGCCCACUCUGGUCAUAAUGGAGCUGAUGACCCGUGGAGAUCUCAAGAGUCACCUGCGGUCUCUGCGGUCCCAGGAGAACUCGUCCAGUCUGCCGCUGCCCCCGCUGAAGAAGAUGAUCCAGAUGGCGGGAGAGAUCGCGGACGGCAUGGCCUACCUCAACGCCAACAAGUUCGUCCACCGCGACCUGGCGGCCAGGAACUGCAUGGUGGCCGAGGACUUCACCGUCAAGAUCGGAGAUUUCGGCAUGACGAGGGACAUCUACGAGACGGACUACUACCGCAAAGGGGGCAAGGGCCUGCUGCCCGUGCGCUGGAUGGCCCCGGAGUCGCUGAAGGACGGCGUGUUCACCACCAACUCGGACGUGUGGUCGUUCGGGGUGGUGCUGUGGGAGAUCGCCACCCUGGCGGAGCAGCCGUACCAGGGCAUGUCCAACGAGCAGGUGCUGCGCUUCGUCAUGGAGGGAGGCCUGCUGGACAAGCCGGACAACUGCCCCGACAUGCUGUUCGAGCUGAUGCGCAUGUGCUGGCAGUACAACCCCAAGAUGCGGCCGGCGUUCCUGGAGAUCAUCAGCAGCCUGAAGGAGGAGCUGGAGCCGCCCUUCCGGGAGAUGAGCUUCUUCUACAGCGAGGAGAACAAGCCGCCCGACACCGAGGAGCUGGACAUGGAGACGGAGAACAUGGAGAGCGUGCCGCUGGACCCCUCCCCCGGGCCCCCGGGAGCCCAGGCCCCGCCCCCUCAGCAGCCCACCCCCACGCAAGGCCCCGCCCCCACGCAUCAGCAUCAGCAGCAGCAGCAGCAGCAGCCGCCCGCCGCGGCGGCGACGGGGACCCACCCCGCCCCUCCCCUCGCCUCGGGCCCCGCCUCCCCCUGCGCCUCCUCCCCGGCCUCGCCCGGCGCCGCCUCCUCGGACAAACGGGCCGGGCACGCGCCCGCCGCCAACGGGCCGGCGGUGGUACUGCGGCCCGCCUUCGAGGAGGCCCCGCCCUACGCGCACAUGAACGGGGGCCGCAAGAACGAGCGCGCCCUGCCGCUGCCCCAGUCCUCCGCCUGCUGAUCCAGGACAAGCCCCGCCCCCUCCCUCUGAGGGCAGCGUGUGAGUGGCUGCCCCAGUCCUCCGCCUGCUGAUCCAGGACAAGCCCCGCCCCCUCCCUCUGAGGGCAGCGUGUGAGUGGCUGCCCCAGUCCUCCGCCUGCUGAUCCAGGACAAGCCCCGCCCCCCUCCGUCUGUGUGAGUGAGCCCCUUUCCCCACUGUACCUCAGUGGGCUCUUUUUCACGUCUUUUCUAAUUAUUAUGUCAUUAGUACGAUGAGGAUCAAUAAAUAAACCUGAAGAAAAAACAAAAUCGCCCAAUAACAAAAAUGAGAACCCCCACCCAGCCCACCUAUUCGUUGCUGAGCGCCUCCAGAGGUGGGAUCCGCCCGGCAACAGCCGCAGUCUCGAGGAUCCGCCAACUCCUAUUUGUAGAACCCCUUUUAUAUAUGAAUAUUUUGUUUCUUUGGUUAUUUUUGGUACUUUUUUAAAGAAACAGAGGCACCUAACAGGGUCCCCGCUGGAGACUGAUGGGAUGGACGCUGGGAUUUGGGGGACAAAUCAGAGAAAACGAAAGGCCUCCCAUUCCACCCAACAGAAGAGUGUGUGCGUGUGUGUGUGUGCGUGCGUGUGUGUGUGCGUGCGUGUGCGUGCGUGUGUGUGGAUACUCGUGGGCACUCUGUACUUCGCCUGCAGGUCCUCUGCCCCGUUCCUGUCUCCGUCGACACGUACCUCGUACCGCGUGGAGGAGCGCCGGUCGGCCAUCUUGGCCCCCUCCUGGAUUACUCCUCACGCAGCGACCUUCAUCAGCGCGUGCAAAUCGAGGGACAGCCCCUUCCAGCGCGCUGACCAAUAACAGGGGUGGAAAAUGAGAGGGGGAAGGGUUUUAAAAAAAAAUUUUUUUUUGCCAAAUGCAUUUUUUUUCCUCUUGAUAAUUUAUAAUUUGUUACUUUACCCUCCUUAGAUUUUUUUCAUCCCCCAGCCACGCCCCAACCGCCCGGAACAUCGAAGGAAUGAAACUGCUCUAACACUCACACUUUACACUGGUGUCAUUUUUUAAAACUGUGGCGUUCCUUUUUUUAACUUCACUAUCGCGUUCGACGUUUAGAAGAUAACGUGUCUCCUCUUAUUCCCUCCCUCCCUCCCUCCCUCCUCUCUGUGGGGUUAGGGCGGGCGGGCCACCUUCUCAUUUAUUUCAUCAUCCGGGGACGAACGGCAACCAGAAACGAACAGGAAGCGCGGAUUCAAAAGAAAGAACCAUUGAAGACUUUGAAAUCGAGAAAGGAAAACGGUCCA
Molecule: messenger RNA, 6585 nt
Organism: Anguilla anguilla (European eel)
Lineage: Eukaryota; Metazoa; Chordata; Actinopteri; Anguilliformes; Anguillidae
Gene: igf1ra
Product: insulin-like growth factor 1a receptor
Exons: 22
Coding region: 1041-5315 (1424 amino acids)
Biological process (GO): regulation of JNK cascade; positive regulation of phosphatidylinositol 3-kinase/protein kinase B signal transduction; glucose homeostasis
Cellular component (GO): insulin receptor complex; membrane; axon
Molecular function (GO): insulin receptor substrate binding; ATP binding; phosphatidylinositol 3-kinase binding
Source: RefSeq, a predicted model, not a curated record